This is a messenger RNA of Babesia sp. Xinjiang, 1935 nucleotides long. It is a transcript of the gene ruvbl2, whose product is annotated as RuvB-like 2. The transcript is spliced from 7 exons. Gene Ontology annotation, molecular function: ATP hydrolysis activity; ATP binding; DNA helicase activity. The record is from RefSeq and is a predicted model, not a curated record. Gene Ontology annotation, cellular component: R2TP complex; Swr1 complex; membrane. Gene Ontology annotation, biological process: chromatin remodeling; regulation of transcription by RNA polymerase II; box C/D snoRNP assembly. The coding region runs from base 1 to 1935 and encodes 644 amino acids. NCBI's taxonomy places the organism in Eukaryota, Apicomplexa, Aconoidasida, Piroplasmida, Babesiidae.
AUGGAAGAUCUUUUACUGGUCGUAUCUUUCGCAAUACUAUCUGGUGCACUAAAAGAACUGACCUCUUACAUAUUUAUGUACCGAAGGCCUGAUUUCCAAGAAAAGUUCAAGGAACUUACAAAGCGUUACGAAGAAUACCAUCGGACCUUCGUCAUAUUCGAGCCUCGUACAUCGCAUCGCAACUGUUUCACCGUUGUCACACAACGACUGCUCGACAUCACAAAGGAGCUGCGUGAGCUACAAACGGUUUAUAAUUGUGUCAAUGGUUUAGCAUUCAUGCUUCUCAUGCUUUUGGUCAUGAGCUACUUCGAGGGUUGCGUAGUUGCCAAAUUACCCUUCACGCCCAUAUGGCCCAUUAGUAUAUUCACAAAAGGCGACGCUAUUGGUACCGAUCUCACCAGCUGCUCGGCGACAUGUAUAUACACUGUGUUGUCUAUGUUAGUUAAGGAUGCUAUACAGGUCUUAUUGGGUAUAUUUGAUAAAAUGACACAUAUAAUAGAAACAUCGGAUGUAACGAAGAUUGAGCGAGUGGGAAUCCACUCGCACAUUCGCGGACUAGGCCUGGAUGAACAUUUGAACGUGAAAUACCAGGCCGAUGGCCUUGUGGGUCAAGUACAAGCGCGUAGAGCUGCUGGAUUGGUUGUCAAAAUGAUGAAUAGCGGUGUUAUUGGAGGAAGAGGCAUUCUGCUCGCUGGGCAACCAGGCAGUGGCAAAACUGCAAUAGCAAUCGCAAUUUCGAAGGCAUUAGGUGAAGAUACGCCAUUCACACACCUAAGCGCUUCGGAAGUAUACUCCAUGGAAAUGAGUAAAACUGAGUGUCUGCUUCAGGCGUUCCGACGCUCCGUUGGGGUACGGGUGUCCGAGGAAAGUGAAGUUAUAGAAGGUGAAGUUACCGAAAUUGAAAUAGAUCGGUUUACUAACCGUCAAGUAGACCCAACUUCGUUUAGUUCCGCACCCACGACAGUAGGAAAAAUGACUAUCAAGACUACAGAUAUGGAGACUCUCUAUGACGUUGGACAUAAGCUGAUAGAAGCUAUGCGCCGUGAAAAUAUCACUGCGGGAGAUGUCAUUAGGAUAGAUAAAGCAUCAGGUACUGUACGUAAACUCGGACGUACAUACGCACGCGCCCGUGAUUACGAUGCUACGGGACCAAACGUCAAAUAUGUACCAUGCCCUUCGGGAGAACUGCAGAAGCGACAGACAGUCACACACACAGUCACAUUGCAUGACAUUGAUGUGAUAAACAGUCGCUCGCAAGGGUUCCUCGCUUUGUUUGCAGGUGAUACCGGUGAAAUCGACAGUCAGAUACGCACACAAAUCGAUGCCAAGAUACGAGAAUGGCAAGCUGAUAAUAGGGCAGAAAUACUACCGGGAGUACUAUUCAUCGAUGAGGCCCACAUGCUAGACAUCGAAUGCUUCUCAUUCCUAUGCCGUCAUCUCGAAAGUGAAAUGUGCCCGUUUCUCAUAUUGGCAACGAAUCGUGGCAUUACCAAUGUACGUGGAACAAACUACAAGUCGCCUCACGGUAUACCACUAGAUCUACUUGACAGACUCCUCAUCAUACCAACAUACCCAUUCCAGCCAGAAGAUACCGAAAAGAUCAUUCUUGAACGUUGCACAGAAGAAGACGUAGAGCUAGAUGAUGAAUCACUACAUUUACUGUGCAAAAUUGCAUCGGAAACAUCCUUGCGAUACGCUUUGCAACUCAUUAAUGCAGGUGACCUUAUACGUCGUAGAAGGGGUGGUAAGAGCGUAACAUCAGCCGAUGUACGUAGAGCUUUCGGAUUAUUCGUGGACACAAGACGCAGUACCAAGUAUCUGGUUGAAUUCCAGCAUGACUUCAUGUUCUCUGAACUUCAAGUUGAUGAUGACGAGAUGCAAGCGGAGCCUGAGGCACCAGCUGAAUCUCAAAUGAAAGUUGACUCUGAAGCCUAA